Drosophila rhopaloa is the source of this 2222-nucleotide messenger RNA. RefSeq names its product nose resistant to fluoxetine protein 6. The record is from RefSeq and is a predicted model, not a curated record. NCBI's taxonomy places the organism in Eukaryota, Metazoa, Arthropoda, Insecta, Diptera, Drosophilidae. The transcript has 9 exons. Gene Ontology annotation, molecular function: acyltransferase activity, transferring groups other than amino-acyl groups. Bases 1 to 2082 code for a protein of 693 amino acids.
AUGGUCAACGUAGUCGGAGUAGUUUUUCUCUGUGGGCUUGUCCUCAUCAAUGCGGCACUUCCAAAGGAUGAAGAUGUCCUUCCGGAGUUACAGCGAGUCCAGCAACUUAGCGCCUUGGGAUUUCAGUUUGCUAAACACUUUCAGGAUUCUGAACUAGAAAAUGUAUUCGUAUUGGAUUCCCGGUUGCCAACUCAGGAUGAUCUGCUGUGCCUUAACGAUAUGACGGCCUUAAUGACGGGACUUCGAACUGGUCAAUACUGGGCACUGAAAAUGAUCGAUGCCUGGGGUUCAAUUCCUUCGGGUCUACUUACCGGCAACUCUUACGAUCUGGGAAAUUUCGACGAGUGUCUUAAUAUCAAAAAGGAAGUCAACCAGGGCAGAACUCUUCAAGGGAAGUACUGUUUUCUCUCAGUGUCUCCUGCUAAGAUAAUGGGAGUGGAGAGUUUGGCCAUCGGUAACUUCAAUACAGCUACUUGCUUUCCGGCCUCCUGUUCGCCAACACUCAUGGAAACGUUUUUGGGUCAAAUGAUGAAGCAGUUACUCAACGUCAGUAUUCCCAGCUCAGCAAUGAGUAUCAGCGCAGGCAAUUGCCAGACCAGUGAAAGUGAUCCCUGGGAUGGACUCACCAUUUUCAUGAUAGUACUUUUAUCGGGAAUGGGAGCCCUAGUGGCAUUGUUUACUUUGUGGGACUACUUUCUAAUCAAAGAUCAGGACCAGCUUCCUGCCAUUGUGAAGGUAUUUUCAGCCAGGGCCAAUUCUCGAGCUCUUUUUCGAGUUGUGGAAAUCAAACCGAAUUCCAAUGUAAUCGACUGCCUUAAUGGAAUUCGCUGCCUGUCUCUCAUUUGGGUGAUUACCUGCCAUCAAUACUCGGCUACUAUUAUUUCACCAAAUAUAAAUUUGCUUCGUGCUUUUUCCUGGGUCGAAUCAGCGUUUGCCAGUUUUAUUCUGCAUGGCGGUAUGUCCGUGGAUUCAUUUUUCAUGAUUGGCGGUUUGUUAGUGGCAUUGAUUCCUUUGCGUUUAAUGGAUAAGACUAAGGGCAAACUUAAUGUACCUAUGAUGUAUCUACAUCGCAUACUGCGAAUUUUACCCCUUAUGGCAGUGGCCAUCGUUGUCUAUAUGAAACUAAUGCCAAUUGUAACAGGUGGACCACUUUUUGCUAGUGGAUUCAUUGGAAAGGCGGCAUGUGAGGCCGGUUGGUAUUGGACUCUACUCUUUGUGAAUAACUAUACAGAAAACACGUGUCUUGCCCACACUUGGUAUCUAUCGGUGGACAUGCAGCUAUACAUCAUCUCUCCGAUCCUGCUGAUUUCCCUAUAUAAAUGGGGCAAGAAAGCCGCUGCUGGAAUUUUCGUCCUUAUAAUUCUACUUUCCUGCUGUCUCUUUGCCACCAUUAUGGUCAACAAUUACUCAAUGCUUGUCACAAAUGCUUCUCCCGGUUCCGACGUGGCCUACUAUGCCACUCAUACACAUGCUACACCUUGGCUGAUUGGUUUCCUCUUCGGCUACAUUCUGCACUUGAACAGGGGAAAGAAGAUCCAACUGAGCUGGAUGACCGUGUGGUCAGGAUGGAUCCUUUGUCUGGCCAUGAUCUUCACCUCGAUCUUCGCCCAAUACCCGCCGUCCAAGUGGUCCACCUUGGCGGAGGCUUCUUACUAUACACUGACCAGAGUGGGCUGGUCAUUGGCCCUUUGCUGGGUGGUCUUCGCCUGCUUGCAAGGAUACGGAGGACUGGCCAACAGUUUCCUUUCCUCUCCUCUGUGGCAACCUUUAUCGAGGCUCUCCUAUUCCGUCUUCAUAUGGCACCAGUUCUUCGUAGAGGCGAACGUCAGAAAUACAAGAACAAAUACCUACUUCUCGGACUACAGAAUUAUGCUCAAUAUCUGGUCAACAUUUGGAUGCACCGUGCUGUUUUCUUAUGUGAUGUAUCUACUCAUCGAAGCACCUUUUGGAGGUCUUGAUCAUUUCCUGAAGCCAAAAAGAAAUAACACUCCUGUAGUCAAACAAAAAACGCAGAUUGAUGAUAACGAAUCUGGCAAUCCAGAAGAGCUUAGAGUAACAACACCAACAUCUGCAGCAGAAUAAGCUUAUAAACUUAAGAAUAAUUCUAGAAUGUAGCUAUACGGAUUUAUAUUUUAAAUUAAGAUUAAGUGCAAGUCACGCACUCGUUUUGAUAAGAAAAUUGAUACAUUUAAAUUUAAUGACAAUAAAAACCUGUUUCUUAA